AUGAGUGACGACUUCCUACGACUUGUAUCGCAGGCGAACCCGGCCACUCGACAAUACCAACCUGCAAAUAAUGGAUACCCACCUUCAACCAAUACGCCUUACUCUGAUAAUAAUUCGCCGCAACUAUUAGACCCAUUCUUCGACGAUGAGGACGACAACGUACCGGACUCUGCUUUCGGCCGGCCGCAAGCCAUGCAGUCACAGGAGAGUGGUCUUCCCCUUGCUCGUUCUGCCGCACCACCCGCUGGAGCGGGUCCGUCAACAUCAAGUUUGCCCGAGGGCGGGACUCAAGGUUGGGAUGACGAUGACUUCGAAUUUCAGCCUGCGGGGUCCGGAAAUGCCUUUGCAGGCUCGAGUUCGUUUCCUGGAGAGCCAAAGAGAAGUAGUCCGUUGCAGAAAGCAAAGAAGUGGGAAUGGAAAUGGCCGUGGAAGAAGGAAAAGGAAUUGACGGGGGAGCGGAUUAUUGCCCUCAACAAUCCUGCACUGAACUCGGAGUACUGCUCAAAUUUUGUCUCGGCCAGCAAGUACAACCUAGUGACCUUCUUGCCCAAGUUUCUGUUUGAACAAUUCUCUAAAUACGCCAACCUCUUCUUCCUCUUCACCGCUUGUAUCCAGCAGAUACCAGGGGUGUCACCGACGAACCCGUAUACUACUAUUGUACCUCUAGCGGGGGUAUUGCUUGCAUCAGCCUUCAAAGAGGUCCAGGAAGACUUGAAACGGCAUCAAUCUGAUUCAGAACUCAACGCCAGUAAGGCCAAAGUCCUGGCACCGGGUGGCAGUUUCGAGGAGAAGAAAUGGAAGGAUAUCAAGGUCGGGGACGUAGUGCGCCUGGAAAGCAACGAUUUCAUACCAGCCGAUCUCGUCUUACUGAGUUCAAGUGAGCCAGAGGGUCUUUGCUACAUUGAGACGUCGAAUCUUGAUGGAGAGACGAACUUGAAGAUCAAGCAAGCUUCCACCCACACUGCUUCCCUCACUUCACCUUCACUCGUCCUCAAUCUCAAUGGCUCCCUCCGCUCAGAACAACCCAAUAACUCUCUGUAUACUUACGAAGCGACAAUGGACCUAGUGACUAACACCGGCGCGCCGAAGCAAGUUCCUCUUGGGCCAGAUCAAAUACUACUUCGCGGGGCACAGAUACGGAAUACACCUUGGGUUUACGGUAUUGCUGUGUUCACCGGACAUGAGACGAAGCUUAUGCGUAAUGCUACGGCGGCACCAAUCAAGCGAACGGCCGUGGAACGUCAGGUCAAUGUACAAAUUGUGUUUCUGUUCAUCCUACUGCUAGCUCUAUCUCUUGGGUCUACGAUAGGCAGUAGUAUUCGAUCGUGGUUCUUCUCCAGUCAACAAUGGUAUCUAGUCGAGACGGUUUCGUUGUCGGAUCGAGCCAAGGAGUUCAUCGAAGAUAUCCUCACCUUCAUCAUCCUGUACAACAAUUUAAUUCCUAUCUCCCUCAUCGUCACCAUGGAAGUCGUAAAAUUCCAACAAGCCCAGCUGAUCAACUCCGACCUCGACAUGUAUUAUGUGAAAACUGAUACUCCAGCUCUUUGCCGAACUUCGUCGCUCGUUGAGGAGCUGGGGCAGAUCGAAUAUGUCUUCUCGGACAAAACGGGGACCCUCACUUGCAACGAGAUGGAGUUCCGAUGCUGUAUUAUUGCGGGUGUGGCGUACGCGGAUGUAGUUGACGAGUCGAAGAGGGGCGAAGAGGGUGACGGUCAAGACGGGUGGAAGACAUUUGCCGAGAUGGGAGCUCUCUUACAGGAGAGUGCCAAUCCUUUCGUCAACGUUGCGGAGAGUGCGAGUAACAUGGCGUCUGGGUCCCAAGAGAAGGAAGUUAUCAAAGAGUUCUUGACUCUGCUGGCUGUUUGCCAUACCGUUAUUCCUGAAGUGAAAGACGGCAAACUUGUCUAUCAAGCUAGCAGCCCGGACGAGGCGGCGCUUGUCUCGGGCGCUGAGCUACUUGGAUACCAGUUUCACACUCGGAAACCGAGAUCGGUAUUUGUGAACAUCCAGGGGGAGAGCCAAGAGUUCGAAAUCCUCAAUGUUUGCGAAUUCAACUCAACACGGAAGCGCAUGUCCACAAUCGUACGAACGCCCCAAGGAAAGAUCAAGAUCUACACCAAAGGCGCUGAUACAGUCAUUCUCGAGCGGCUAAGCAAGAACCAGCCGUAUACAGAGAAGACGCUUGCUCAUCUGGAGGAAUACGCCACUGACGGUCUUCGCACGCUCUGCAUUGCUUGUCGAGAUAUCCCCGAGCAGGAAUACAAGCAAUGGGUCUCCAUCUAUGAUCAAGCGGCUGCAACCAUCAAUGGUCGCGGUGAAGCACUUGAUGAAGCCGCUGAACUUAUUGAGAAAGAUCUCUUCCUCUUGGGUGCAACGGCUAUUGAAGACAAGCUCCAAGACGGUGUCCCUGACACCAUUCACAAUUUGCAGAUGGCCGGUAUCAAGGUUUGGGUUUUGACGGGUGACAGACAAGAAACGGCUAUUAAUAUCGGGAUGUCGUGCAAGUUGAUUUCGGAAUCUAUGAACUUGGUCAUAGUCAACGAAGAGACGAUGCAGGCUACCCAAGAAUUCUUGGAGAAGAGGCUGUCGGCCAUCAAAAGCCAACGAAGUACUGGGGAGCUUGAAGACCUAGCGCUCAUAAUCGACGGGAAAAGUCUCACAUUCGCUCUUCAGAAAGAGAUGAACAAGACAUUUUUGGAACUGGCGAUUAUGUGCAAAGCUGUCAUCUGUUGUCGUGUCUCUCCAUUGCAGAAAGCUCUUGUCGUCAAAUUGGUAAAGAAGAAUCAGAAGUCUAUUCUACUCGCCAUAGGUGAUGGUGCCAACGACGUCAGCAUGAUUCAAGCUGCCCAUGUUGGUGUUGGUAUUUCUGGUGUCGAGGGUUUGCAAGCUGCACGUUCAGCAGAUGUUGCUAUCUCCCAAUUCCGUUUCCUUAAGAAACUCCUACUUGUUCAUGGUGCUUGGAGUUAUCGACGCUUAUCGAAGCUCAUCCUCUACUCGUUCUACAAGAACAUUGUCCUGUAUAUGACACAGUUCUGGUACUCGUUCUUCAAUAACUUCUCCGGACAAAUUGCCUAUGAAUCAUGGACGCUCUCUUUGUACAACGUCGUGUUCACCGUAUUGCCGCCACUCGUCAUCGGGGUUUUCGAUCAGUUCGUGUCUGCCCGAAUUCUGGAUCGAUAUCCGCAACUGUAUAUCCUCGGUCAGAAGAACGCGUUCUUCACCAAGACAGCAUUCUGGUUGUGGGUAGCUAAUGCUCUCUACCACAGUCUAAUUACGUUUGGGUUCUCCGUCAUUCUGUGGUGGGGAGAUCUCAAGCAAGCUGAUGGACGCGACACUGGCCAUUGGUUCUGGGGUACAACACUUUACCUUGCAGUCCUAUUGACGGUACUUGGGAAGGCAGCGUUGAUAUCCGAUAUCUGGACGAAGUACACUGUUGCUGCUAUCCCUGGUUCAUUUGUCUUCACGAUGCUUUUUCUUCCCUUGUAUGCAGUAGUCGCCCCUGCCAUCGGCUUCUCAACAGAGUAUUCUGGCAUAGUCCCAAGACUCUGGACAAAUGGUGUCUUCUACUUUGUUCUCCUCCUUGUUCCCAUUGUCUGUCUGGCGCGUGACUUUGUAUGGAAAUACUACCGAAGGACAUAUAUCCCUGCGUCAUACCACAUUGCACAGGAACUACAAAAGUACAAUAUUCCGGAUUACCGGCCCCGACAGGAACAAUUCCAGAAAGCCAUCAAGAAAGUUCGCGCGGUGCAGAGAAUGCGUCGCAACCGUGGCUUUGCAUUCAGUCAGACAGAAACGGCGGGAAAGCAAGACCAAGCGCGCCUCAUCCGAGCCUACGAUACAUCAAAAACGGAUGCCCGGCCGUCAGGGUAUUGA
Pleurotus ostreatus (oyster mushroom) is the source of this 3873-nucleotide messenger RNA. RefSeq lists its product as uncharacterized. Gene Ontology annotation, molecular function: ATP binding; ATPase-coupled intramembrane lipid carrier activity; ATP hydrolysis activity. Gene Ontology annotation, biological process: endocytic recycling; intracellular protein transport; phospholipid translocation. Gene Ontology annotation, cellular component: plasma membrane. Bases 1 to 3873 code for a protein of 1290 amino acids. The record is from RefSeq and is a predicted model, not a curated record. The transcript is spliced from 22 exons. NCBI's taxonomy places the organism in Eukaryota, Fungi, Basidiomycota, Agaricomycetes, Agaricales, Pleurotaceae.